AUGUCGGAGAUGCCGGCAGCGGUCCUGGAUCGCUUCGCCGCCUGCCAGACAGUAGCCUUCUGCGGCGUGUUCCCUGAGCUGCGCCGUGCGUGGGCUUCCGUGGACAGCUCCCUCUUCCUCUGGCGCUUUGAUCGCUGGCAAGACGUGCCCAUGGAAUACUCUGGCGAAGACCAGUCCAUCGUGGCCGUGGGGUUGGCUCCGGCUCGCCCAGGCGUCUUUGUCUCUGCCAUACAGCAUGUCCUCGUGGUCUGCACCACGACCGAGAUUCUGCUGGUUGGGGCGUGCUGCGGCCGCUCGCCGGGCGGCACUGGGGACGAGUGGGACCAGCUCACCCUGGCCCCCCUGCCCCUCUUCUCCGUGCCCUCCGACGGCGUCACCACCGUCACCGUCACCUGUACCGCCGGUGGCCGCAUCUUCCUCGGCGGCGCGGACGGCAACCUGUACGAGCUGCAGUACCAGAGCAGCAGCGGUGUGGCGGGGCGCUGGCGCGGCGGCCGGCCCCUCACCAAGGUGCGCCCCGGGUGUGUUGUUUGUGACGGUGUGCCGUGCGCAACCUCUGUCCAUGCUCCCGUUCCUUCCUGUGGGUCUCAGCCUGUGGAUUCCCAGCCCUUACACCUGUCCACACACACUCUGAUUCUGGCAGGUGUGCCACACAGCGGGCGUUCGCUCCUACCUCCCCUCCUUCCUCCCCUCCUUCCUGGUGCCCCCCCCGGCCCCCCUGCUGGAGGCGCUGGUGGACGAGGAGCGGCACAUCCUCUACACGCGUGA
Molecule: messenger RNA, 768 nt
Organism: Auxenochlorella protothecoides
Lineage: Eukaryota; Viridiplantae; Chlorophyta; Trebouxiophyceae; Chlorellales; Chlorellaceae
Product: Nuclear pore complex protein Nup155
Exons: 3
Coding region: 1-768 (255 amino acids)
Biological process (GO): protein import into nucleus; RNA export from nucleus; transcription-dependent tethering of RNA polymerase II gene DNA at nuclear periphery
Cellular component (GO): nuclear pore; nuclear pore inner ring
Molecular function (GO): structural constituent of nuclear pore
Source: RefSeq, a predicted model, not a curated record